AUGUGGGAUGAAACCAACUACAACAACAAAGCACCAACACUAGGCCUAAACAAAGUCUCUGCUGCCUCUUCUUCCCACCGACCCAAAACCAUGGAAGAAGUGUGGAACGACAUUAACCUUGCUUCUUUACACGACCACUCUUCCAGGGAAGCCUUCUUGGUUAACUCCAAUCCUCGCAUUGUCCUCCAGGAUUUUCUCGCCAGGCCUCCUACCAAUGAGGUUCGUCCCACUAAUAGGACGGCCAACACCAUGCUGUAUGGUUCUCUUCGGCCACCUCCCGCCACUGUUUUGAGCCUGAAUUCGGGUCCAGGCUUUGAUUUCCUCGAUAACGUGGAUCCUCUCAGGUCCAGCUCGAGUUUGCAAAGCAGCCCCAUCUCGACUGUCCACACUUUCAAUUGUCCGUUCGAGGCUUUGUCUCCUUCUUCUAGCUUGGCCUCCUUUGGUAAGAAAAGGGUCCAGGAAGCUGAUAACAGUAAUGGUGAUCGACGGCACAAGCGGAUGAUCAAGAACCGAGAGUCCGCUGCACGAUCAAGAGCUAGGAAACAGGUUUUCAUUACCUCAAAACACUCAAAGAUUUUCCACUAUAUAUAUAUGCAGCACCCUUUAAAUUCCUUAUUUUUUUUUCUUGCAGGCUUACACAACUGA
This is a messenger RNA of Hibiscus syriacus, 645 nucleotides long. Its product is annotated as protein FD-like. The transcript has a single exon. The record is from RefSeq and is a predicted model, not a curated record. Gene Ontology annotation, biological process: positive regulation of DNA-templated transcription. Gene Ontology annotation, molecular function: DNA-binding transcription factor activity. The coding region runs from base 1 to 645 and encodes 214 amino acids. NCBI's taxonomy places the organism in Eukaryota, Viridiplantae, Streptophyta, Magnoliopsida, Malvales, Malvaceae. Gene Ontology annotation, cellular component: nucleus.